AUGCAGGCCAAGGAUGAUGAUGUCACAGCUGCCCUGCUGCUGCUGAUUGCUGACCUGCUCAAUCUUUCCACAACUGUUGAGUUGGCGCCAGAGCAGCAGCGGGAGAAGAAGGAGAUUGGGGCGGAUGAGGCUCAGCAGAGGCUCUGGCGUUUUUGGAGGAGCGCGGAUGUGGCAAAGAGGCCCAGCGCUGCGCUGUUUGCAGAAUUUGCUCUGGCAUUGCUCCAGGCGGCUGAUGCCCAGCUCCUGUGCACUCUGCUCCCUGUCAGGCCGAUCUUUGCGGGACUUCUGCACAAUCUCGGGCAGUUUCCACCUGAGGCCGCUCUGUCAAUCCUCACCUCGCUGCAGGACAGGGUCCUGGGCAUGGGUGACGCAAUACCAGCAGACCUUCAAGCAGAGCCAUUCGGCGACACUGCAUUGUCCCAGAUAGCGGCAGUGGCUGCAUGGGAAGCGCCAGCCGAGGAAGAGGAGGCCUCCAGCAAUGCAGACCUUGUAAUACCAUGCGCUGGUGCUGCUCAGCAGAUGCUGCUAGAGCUGGGAACCAACCCUGCUCAUGGACUGGCUCCCGGUGGCGGCGACCAUGGCAGCUCCACUGAGAACAUUGGGGGAAGGAAAAGGCUGCAGCGAUUCCUGCAAGGGCUGCGAGUGACGACUGCCAAAGCGCACUACGAUCUGCUGCUGGCCAUGACAGCGGCGCAGCCCACGCUGGCGGCUGCAUACUCGGUCAACAACAGCCUCAGCCUGGAGCCAAGACCCAGCCUCAGGUGGUGGGCCGGCGUCUCUCUUGUGGGCAGUGUCAUCCAGCAAGCCUCUCAAGUGCCCCUGCCCUACGCGGAACAGGCGCGACGGGGAGAGAGGCCGCCCUCCAUGGACAGCGGGCUCGUCACUGGGCUUCUGAGGCGCUUGUUUCCUGCCUGCCUGCCCAAGGCGGCCCUCUCCAGAGGCAUUCAGCACAGCAGCCCCCUGGUGCGCUACGCCACGCUGUGCACGCUGCGCCAGAUACUUGAAGCACUCCACUUGGCGCUGGCGGCUGCGAGCGAAGCAGCUGAUGCAGCUAGGGGGCGCCUGCCCGACCUCCAACCGCUACUGGCUCUGCUCGCCACGCUGCAUGCUGACAUCCAGUCAACCCAGGACAAGCCCCCUCCUGUAGAGGUGGGCGAAGAAGGUAAUGCAGAUUUUGUGACGGCUGGCGGCAUGAGCAGUGCACAGAUGACACUUGUGCAGCUGCUGGCUGUGCUGCGCGGCUACCUGCGCUGCAUGCCCGAGACCUUUGCCGAAGCGCGCUUUGAUAUCUCCCGGCUUCUGCCAGAGGCACGUUCUAUCCUUCUUGACAUUUUGAGUCACCCGCCGAUUGUUCAGCAUGGCAUCCUGGGGCUAAUGGAGGCAGGAAGCUCUGUGCACAGCCCCAGCGAGGCAUCCCUGUCAACCGGACACGUCUCAUCUGCCGCUCUGACGCCCCUGCUGCGCCUGCUGUGCGGCUCAGAGCUUCCAGAGAUCACCGGCGCAGCCGAGGCAGUCUUGAGACAGCGCCUGGAGGAGGCAGUGGGCUUGGAGGACAGCCCUGCAGAGGUGCACCUGUGGCUGGAAAUGCUGCCCUCACGACUGGGCAGCCCUGAACAGAGCAGGUGCGCGGAUGCCGUGGCAGGCUUCCUGGCAGAGGCUGUGGCGCUGCUUUCGCGCAAGCCCCAGGAGUUCCACGAGGCCGAGCGAGCCAUCCUGUCUCCGCAGACAUCCACCGGCAAUGCCAUGCGGCACGGCCAGCACAGCCUGCUUGUGGUGGCGGCGUUGCGCCAGGCAGUGCGAGUGGCGGCUUCUACCAAGAUGCCCGCUGACGCGCGCACCGCCAUUGCCUGCUAUGUUGCCGGAGCCCUGGGGGCACUCUUGCGGGUCCAGGCACAUGCUGAGCCUCUGGUGCUCGUCAUCGUCGGAGUGAUCAGGGCAGAGGCAGCCCAGCUCAAGGCAAACCCGCCGAAUGCUCUUGCCGAAGCGGAUGGCGACGCUGCCAAGACACCUCGCAAGAAAAGAAAGCAUAAGGAGGACCGGUCUGAGGAGGCAGACGCGCAGCUGUCAGCAUACCUUGAGCAGAGCAUGAGCGCAAGAGCACUGGAGCCGCUGCAGCUGCAGACAGUACUGCUGUGUGCGCCAGCCGCGGCAGUGGCCGCCAAGGUCCUCAUCAGGGCGUGCCAGGCGCACUCGGUCCCUGUAUUGGGCAGGGAAUCUGCAGCCCAGCUGAUGUCGGGCGAUACCAUCAAAGGAGAUGAGUGGAGGGGCCUGGAGCGUCUGCUGGAUGCCAGCCCUGCCUCACUGUUGCUUCUCACUGCCACGUCACUGCCAGGAGAGGCGGAAGCAGUGCCUUUGCUCAAGCGGCUGCAUGAGCGAUUACUAACAGCAUCCCCACAACAGGCCAUAGUGCCUAUCUUGGCUGCAUUGGCCUGCGUCCCACAUGCCAGCAACCCUUCCACCUUGACGGCUCUCUUUGAGCUGGUCACUGCUGGCCUGAAGGCAGGUGUUGAGGGCAGCAUCCAUCCUGAUACACCCCCUGCUGUGCUUGCUGCAAUCCUGGGCCACCCUGCUUUGGCCCAGUACCUGACAGCGCGUAAGGACGCUCUUAAUCUGGAAUGGACAGCUGAGCGCGACAGACAAAUCACACGGCUCCUCUCGCAGUUGCUUUCUGGCAGCACUGCUCCUGGCAUCUCCAAGGACAUUGCUGACACCAUCCAGAGACUGACCAGGCCAUUCCUUGACAGGCUCUUUGCCACCUAUCGCAGCAGCAGUUCUUCAGAUGCCGCCGGAAGGGACAGUGGCUCGCUUGCGGCUGUGUUGAAGGCUGUGGCCGCUCUUGUGGCCAACGGCCAGUCUGCUGCCGCGGAGAGGUGCCUGGCAGAGGCGCUCUCUGUGCGCUUCUCACAGCCCAGCAUGAUCGCAUGGUACAUGACAGACAACGCAGCAGGCAUCCUGGAGCUCUGCGUUGCCCAGCCAAGCGACCUUCGCAGCCGGAUAGGAGCAACCCUGAUCGAUGCCCUGCCUCCAUGCAGAGCAGCGCUCGCCGAUCUUCUGCCUGCACGCCUACAAGCACAAGCAGAUGGGAAGGAGGCGUUGGCGCUGCUGCUUCCUCUGAUGUAUGCAUACCUGCGGCAUGCCAGCCAGGCACAGCAAGCGCCUGAACAGGACCCUGUUGUCCUCUCCUGCAAAGACCGCCUUCUUGCCUACAUGGUGUCAAAGCGGAAACCUGCUGGUGCGAGUGUAUCCGUCAGCCGAGGUGCAGCUGCCUCCCUGGACAGCUUUGCUGCGCCCGUCCUGCGGCAGUGCAUGAUCAUGUCACCGCCCAGUGAAUCUGCUGAUGCCGCCUCCCUCUUGCAGCGCUUGUGCCCUGCCGACGGCUGGCAGCCGACUCCAGUACAGACUGAGGCGCCAGCUGCAUUCAUGAUUGGGCCCCUGCCAGCCCAGCAAGCGGCCACUGCAGAGCUUCUGCUGCAUGGUGUCUUAAAGAUCGGUGUGAGCGAGGAGGUGGCUGCAGAGUGCAUUGUGCGCUUUGCUCAGGCUUGCACGGCGACGCUCGCCCGGGUCAUGAAGCCUCAAUCGGGUGACAAUGCGGCGUCAGAGCUCCGUGCGCAGCUGUCCGGCUACAUGGAUGGCGUGAUCAAGACCAGCAUUGCUGCACACCUGGGCGCGGUCAUGUCUGCAGAGGCAUUCCCUGCGCUGUGUGCUGCACUCAGCAAGCUUGCCCUGUCCAUCCUUCGGCACCGGUUCAGCGAUGCUGCAACAGUCUCACUUCUGCGGAGGCUCUGUGCUGCCUUCAUUCCCAGAGCUCGUGAUGAGGGCAUCUCAGGUGAAUUGAAGAGCAGCGAGGUUGCAAGGACGGCAGCCAAGCUCGCCGAGUUGCUGAUCUCGCACUCCCAGUUCGUGCCCAUGAUGCUCAGCAACCCGGGAGACUGCCCCCCUCCGCUGCCAAAGCUGGCUGCAAACCUGCAGCAGCCGCUGUCAUCAAUCCUGCCCCUUGUGGAGCUGGAUCCUGUGGACACUGGGAUGGUGACCUCAGACAAGGCUGAAGUUGUGGGGCUGCUGGAGACUCUACUGGAGCUGCACAGGCAUCAUUUGCCAGGCGCGCUGCCCUCAGCCCUCCAGGAGGGGGUGGGAGGGCUGGUGCCUGUCUUGCUCAGCGGCUACGGGGCGUCAUGCAGCGCUACAGACAGGGCCACACUUCUGCUGCUGCUGCUCAUUAACAGCUGCUUAUGUGAGGAGGAGAUUGCAGCGUCACCUGCUGAAGCCAUGGCUGUCUUGCACAUCACCACGCUCUUCUCGGGGCCUCUGGCAAAGGCAGGGUUCCUGUGGGGACCGGCAGCAAGGGCAGAGCACAAGGCUGCGUCAGACGCUGACGAAGCUGUGCAACCUUCAGCAAGUGCUGCUGGCUAUGACCCAGCUUUCCUCGUCCCCUUCACCUUGCAGGGGCUGAGGGAUGGCAGCAUUGGGUGCUUGGACAUGGCAAACUGGGGUCUCCUGUCCCUGCUCCUGCGCUGCCUAGCGUCCGCAGAUGACGCGCUCCGAGGCAUGGCCUAUGAGGCACUAGCGCUGUACGCCGACACCCUGGAGCGCUCAACCUUCAGGGAGAAGGCGCAGCUGGUGCUGUUGCUGCGUGCGCUGCGGCUGUCGGUGGAGCGCCCCUUCCAGCGGCUCCCCACGCUGACCGCGCUGUUUCUGUCCGAGGCCGCCUGCGCGCUGGCGCACCCGGCCGCCGACAUGUACCCCGCCCUCAACCGGCACCUGCUGCGGCGGGCCACGUUGGACAUCCAGGAUGCGCCCCUGCUGAAGCAGCUGCUGAGCAGCGGCGGGCAGGAGCAGGCAGCGGAGCGGCUGUGGCUGCUGCGGCUGCUGGCUGCAGGCUUCCGCAGCUCAGCAGAUGGGGAUAUCUUCAGGCGGCGCUUUGUGGCAGAGCUGCUGAUGAGCCUGCAUGACUCGCCGCUGGGGGACGCCGCGUUACAGGCGGUCGCCCUCAGGACGCUGUGUUCGGCUCCCCAGUGUGCGCCCACUUACGCGGCAGACCUGGUCCAACAUGCAGGUGUGGUUUUUUGGCUGGCAGCAGUUGCACAGGAGGCUGUUGCAAGGCAUGGCUCAGCAAAUGCCUCCGUCUUUCCCUCCUUGCUCCUGAGGGUUGUGUCAGCGCUGCGUGGCUUUCUGGCUGCCAAGGCGUGGAAGGCCAAGGGCCGCUCUGGGGGCCUUGGCAUCCUGGAUGCCUUUGCAAAAGCCGCAAGCUCUCUAUGCAGGACCCUAACAGGCAGCGCGAGUGCCUGCCGGGACAGCCAAGUUGUGGAGGGCGUCGUGGGCUUUGCUCUGGAUGUGCAGCAAGCAGCGCUCAGUGGGAGGUCCAGAGUUUCUCUGCCCACGUUCACCCUGCUGUCGUGGGCUGAUGCCAGAGCCCUGGUCCAUGCACUGGGGCCGCAGGCUGGGCAGAGCACGCUGGAGCUGCUUCUGCAAGUCAUGCUUGCACUGCCGCCACCUGAGACGGGUCUGGCUGGUGACUUUGGAGACGUGGCGGCAUGGAUGCAGGAUGCAUGUACUUGCCUGCUGUCCCCUGAAAAGAAAACUCAGCAGCCCACACAAGCAUUUACUGCAGAGCAGCUGUGGGCGGAGAAAGCGCCUCCAAGCCACCACUUGGUGGCGCGCACGCUCCUGUGGCUGUCCGUCUGUGUGGCGUCCGGUUCAAGGCUCAGGGACACCGGCCUGAGCACGGAUGCAGGCGUGUUCAGUACUGCGCAUGCGGCGGCGAUGCCAUCGGCUGUGCCGGCUGCGGACUGCUUUGGCAGGGCGCAGCGGCUGGUACAGCUCUACACUGCUAUGCACCCGCGCUUGCAGAAGGAGGUCAGGGGCCCAAUGGUGCUGCUGGCAGCGCAUGUUCUGCAGCCGGCUGCUGCCAUGCUGCUGGGAACGCCGCUGGACGGCAGAAAUGCUGCCGAUCAGGCCAUGCCUUUGGCUGAGAAGCGGCCGGAUCAGGAGCGAUGGUCCUUUCUGCUGGGAAAUACACUGCUGCGCGUGCUGGGCCAUCUGCCAGUGCCUGCUGCUGGGGCGGCAGAAUGGUGGUUCAGGGCUGCACGCCCAGAACAGCCCUCAGGACUGGGAUCUCAGCAGGAGCAUGGAGACGAGAGUGCCAGUGCAGCCGCAGAGCUGGGCAUGCCAUCAGGGAAGCGCAGUUUCUGCCCGCCCUUCACCUUUGCCGGACUCGUCUUGGAGGGGCAUUCACUUCUGGCAGCUAUGGCUGGACGGCAGCGCUGCAAUAGUGUAAUUGCAGCCGCGGCUGUGUGCCUGCUUAUCGGCCUUGUGGCUGCACAGCCUAGGCCCCCCCAGGGCGGCGGCCCUCGCGGCCCUGGAGGGGGAGGACCAAACCAAGGUGGUGGCCCAGGAGGGGGAGAGCUCCUCUCCGAGCCCUCCACCGCCGUCCCCAGAGUGGUCCCCCUCCCCCACCUGGACCCCCUCCCCAACAUGGACCCCCUCGCCCACGUCAUCCCGUUCAACAGCCAGAAGCAGAGCGCUGUCAUCUCCGGCGUUGCAAACCUGCUUGGGGACGGCAUCUUGCCCUCUGACAUCACCUUGACCCUCGUGAAGGACUCCUCCCAGUCGAGCUCUGGCAGCAGCGGGGGCCGCCGCCUGCUGCAGUUGCCGGGGCAGCCGCAGAUGCCCCUGCCCGGCCCCGGGCAGCCCGGGCAGCUCCCCGGGCAGCAGCGGCCGCAGCAGCAGCCGUCAGCGGUGGCCGCCAAUCCCAUGGCCUCCACACAGCAGGCCUCCACCACCGCAGCAGCUGCCGCAGCCCAGAACACAGCGGCACAGCAGGCGCAGCAGGCAGCACAGCAGACGGCACAGGUGGCGGCUGCAGGCGCGCUGGACAGCAGCACGUGGCAGGGGAGCGAGGCGGGAGUCGAGGUGCAGCUGCAGGUGAAGACGUCGGCGGCUGCCGCGCAGCUGCAGCUGGACCAUCUGCAGCGCGCAUCCAACAACAACGAGCUCAAGUCGCUGUUCUCCAACCAGGGCUUGCAGGCGCAAUCCCUGUCCAUUGUGGGCUCGGAGAUCCGGCAGAACUUUGAGCCGGCAGCGGCCGCUCCGGCAGUUAUGGCCAGCCCUGUGCCUCUCCCUGCACCCGUGGCUGCCCCCCCUGUGGCGGCAGCUACGGCCGUCGCGGCUGCCCCCCCUGUGGCGGCGGCUACGGCCGUUGCCACUGCCCCCGUCCAGUCAGCUGAGGCGGCUGCCGGUGGCGGCGCCCCCAUUGUGGCACCUGCAACCGCUCCUGGUCCUCUGGGAGCAACUUCGGACCCGAAGGUGGCAGGGUCUCUGGUGGAGUACAAGGACGGCAAAGUCAAUGGCAUCCCUGUCUGGGUCUGGAUCCUUGUGUCACUGCUGGUGGUGUCUGUUGUGCUCCUGGUCUCAGGCUAUUUCGCCUUCAGGUGGUGGAGGAAAUACCAGGCCGACAAGAAGCAGGCCGAGUACAUCACAAAGUACUUUGGGUCGGAGUCGGUGGUGAAGCCGUACAACCCUUACGCGGGCCGCAGCGAGAGCGUGGGAUACAGCGCGCGACUGGAGAGCUCCGGCCUGGACCGCGGCCUCAGUAGCAUGAGCGUCGCCGACGCCGGCCGCAUGGCCUCCCUCGGCCGCACCCCCUCCAUGAGGAGCACGCGGUCGAUGACAUCAGCGCGGGGAACGCCGUCGCGCGCCGGUUCGGUGACACCUGGCAGCACGCGGCGGCUGCAGAUGGCCAAGCCCAACCGCAGCGUGCUCAACACCGAGGCGCCGCCGCCGCUGGGCCGCAGAGAAAUCUACAUCUCUGAGACCCCCCGCCUGACCCACUUGAGGGAGUAG
This is a messenger RNA of Coccomyxa subellipsoidea C-169, 7839 nucleotides long. RefSeq lists its product as hypothetical. Gene Ontology annotation, biological process: maturation of LSU-rRNA from tricistronic rRNA transcript (SSU-rRNA, 5.8S rRNA, LSU-rRNA); maturation of 5.8S rRNA from tricistronic rRNA transcript (SSU-rRNA, 5.8S rRNA, LSU-rRNA). Lineage: Eukaryota; Viridiplantae; Chlorophyta; Trebouxiophyceae; Coccomyxaceae. Gene Ontology annotation, cellular component: nucleolus. The transcript has 45 exons. The record is from RefSeq and is a predicted model, not a curated record. The coding region runs from base 1 to 7839 and encodes 2612 amino acids.